GACUGUAGCGGACGUGUAGAAAAAUCGCAUUCACAAAAAGUUUACCGUUUCCUUUUUUUUUCCCGAGCCAUUGGCCCGCUAUUUUUCGCAGGUGUUCUCCUUGUCGAGUGAAACAGUUUUUUACGUUGUCAUCAGACGACACGAGAUUUUUUGUUUUUUGAAAAUCGUUUGAAACUGACCGGGAGCGAAAAUUGCUUCUUACAACUUGUGCGAUAGUCGCGUUUCUUUGAGAAUGGAAUUACGAUUCGCCGUGCUGGUGUUCUUCUUUGCCGCCUUUUGCGUCCAAACCUCGAUGACCCAAGGGAUGCAGCAAUUCGACCGAGAACCGCAAUACACCGAAGCCAAUCCCGGCGAGAUCGUGAUCAUGCCUUGCAGAGUUUUCAACAAGAAAGGCCAAUGUGUCUGGCAGAAAGAUGGCAAACCGGUCGGAAUUUACCCUGGGAAAUACGAAUGGGUCAGUUCUCCCGAUUUGGGCGAUUGCAGCCUACGGAUAUCCGCCGCCCGCGCCGAUCUGGAUGCCGGAGAAUGGGAAUGCCAGGUAACCGCAUCGUCAUUCGAUGCGCAGGACGCCUUGACCUCCGACCCGGCCCGGCUCGUCGUUCGAGUUCCGCCUAGCCCUCCGCAACUGGAAGUGGAACUGAGCCCGAUCGCCAACGGUGGCAACCUGACACUGUCUGCGGGUAAAGAGGCCACGAUCCGGUGUCUGAGCCGCGGCGGGAACCCGGCCGCCAACGUCAAGUGGUUCCUCGACCAGCGCGAACUCGUCGGCCAGUACAACCAGACCAACACGACCGACAUUGGCAAGGUCAAAACGUGGAUGGCCGUCUCGACGCUCACCUACACCUUCAACAAGACGGAUCACUCGAAAUUGCUGAGGUGUGUCGCCCUCCACGAGGCCUAUCCGACCAAGAGCCGGGAAUCGUCCGUCACGCUCGACAUCCACUACGCUCCGGAAGUGUCUCUAGUCGGGACUCCGACGGUCGACCUAGAAGAGAACAUCGAUUCCGUCUCGUUGCGCUGUCUGGCGGACGCCAACCCUCCGGCCACGGUCAUCUGGCGCCGAGUGGGUGGCACUCCGAUGACGAACAAAGCCCCGUCGGCCGGCAGCAUGGGCGACAUUUACAGUUUCCAGGAGACGCUGGAAUUCUCGCCGGUCACGCGCAAAGACUCUGCCACCUACUCGUGCGAAGCUAAAAACACGAUUGGAACUUCCAAUCUCAUCACCAUCCCCAUCGACAUCAAAUACUCGCCGAUGAUCGUCAACGUCGGCCCGGCUGUUAGCCAACAAUUGACAGUCACGCUAUACGAAUCAACUCGGCUCGAGUGCCAAGCGGAAGGAAAUCCGGCACCGCGCUACCAGUGGCUCCAUCGGCGGCCUAAAGACGGCGAGGAGGAUAUUGUCAUCCGGUCGGAAGACCGUUACUUGCACAUCACCAAUGUUACCUACGAACAUCAGGGCGAAUACAUUUGCAUCGCCACCAGCACCAUCAACGGCCUCGAGCGGAUGGUCCAGAGUGAAGCCAUUACCCUCCGCGUUGUCGGACCUCCGCAAGUUUUGAGCGAAGUAUCAUCGCGAUUCAUUUCAGUUGAACGCGGAGAUGAUGCCGUCAUCCGGGCUGUUUUUUGCGCCGAUCCACGUCCCAUCCGGGUGUCUUGGCGUUGGGCCGCCUUCCAAAUGGAAGCCGGCAGCGGAAGUGGACGCUUUGUCGCCGAAGCCCUACACAAGGUCUCGCCCGCUAUUCUACCUACCCCUCCCGCCGUUGUAGAACUCGUGGCUGACGACGAAGAUGACCAAGACGUGAUUGGCAGCGCUGGCAACACUGAAUCGAGCAGCACCAAUUCGGCUUACGACACUCUAGAAAGCACAAGCACGACGCACCAUCCUCGUAGCUUAGAAGUUGUACCCACCGCUCAAGCUCUGGUUGCACGUCCGCCUCAGGCCGUAUUCACUUACCCGGGGAAGCGGGACGAAUGCUACGAGACGCGCUUACGGAUCCAGCGCGUCGAAAUGAACGACGCCCGCCACUACUAUCUGACCGUGGAGAACGACAAGGGCUCGGAUUCAUUCUACGUCACUCUGACUGUCAAAGUAGAACCUGUGUCUAUGGCAACCGUAAUCGCCGUGGUGAUCGCCUGUCUCUUUCUCAUCAUCGUCGUCACGCUGUGCCUCCUCUACGCCUACCGAUCGGAGCGAUGCUGUUUCAAUCGUAAGGGCGGCUCCAAGUCGACCGAUCUGGAAAGUAUGAAGAGCGAUGUGGAAAGUGUACAUAGUAGCAGUCAGUGCAGCAGCGGUAAUAAUAGUGCGACGAGCCAGACGAGCAUCAAUCGAGGCGGAACACAACGGAGCAGCGUCGGCCAAACAAAGUGCCAUGUGAGUAAAACGACGUGUUCUUCCUCUUCCAACUCGAGCAAUGUCAGUGCGUCGAGUAAGAAGCUGAUUAACACCACGCCAGAACCACCUGGUGGCGGCCAAUACAAAACUAACAUCUUCAUAAACGGUCCCGUCACUUCGACUGCUACUUCUACCACUUCUCUUCCUCCUACUACUACUACCACUACCAUAACCACUAAUCCGUUAUCGGCGCUCAAUGGAGAAAGCAUUGGGAACGGCGGUGUCGGAUUCACGAGGUCUCCUCUACGCGGAUCUGCAAUUGCCAAAAACCAGCAAUAACGGCUCGAUGAAAGUGAAGAAUCACCACAGACAUUUGCAUAAUUUGCCAACGUCUUCGUCGUCCUCUUCGACGUGCACAUCUUCGUCGCCGCAACAGCAAUGGAGCCAACUGAACCGAACUAAUUUUUCUGACCGGUCACUCGAUCAGACCAUCGAUACGUUAGACACAUCUCUAGAUCGAUCUCAUUCCAAAGUCGAUGUUUA
Molecule: messenger RNA, 2875 nt
Organism: Daphnia carinata
Lineage: Eukaryota; Metazoa; Arthropoda; Branchiopoda; Diplostraca; Daphniidae
Product: hemicentin-1-like
Exons: 13
Coding region: 233-2671 (812 amino acids)
Biological process (GO): cell-cell adhesion
Cellular component (GO): cell-cell junction
Molecular function (GO): cell adhesion molecule binding
Source: RefSeq, a predicted model, not a curated record